AUGGCAUUGGUCAUUCAAUUUGUUAACAAGGAAGGGUUUAUAAAGGAGCGGUUCCUUGAUGUUAUUCAUGUAAAAGACACGGUUGCAUCGACUCUGAAGGAUGCAAUUUGUGCUGUCCUUGUUGAUAAUAAUCUGAAUGUGCAAGAUAUCAGAGGACAAGGAUACGACGGGGCAAGCAACAUGAGAGGGGAAUGGAAUGGACUGAAGGCUCUUAUUCUGAACGAGUGCCCUUAUGCAUAUUAUGUCCAUUGCAUGGCUCAUCAGUUACAGUUGGCUCUUGUUGCAGCAUCAAGAGAAGUGCCUGAUGUGCACAAUUUUUUUCAGCAUGCAAAUUUCAUCAUAAAUGUGGUUAGUGCAUCGUCUAAACGCAAUGAUGAGUUACUUGCAAAACAAGCUAUUGAGAUUGCACGUGAAAUUGAAUUGGGAGAGCUCGAUACAGGCAAAGGGGCAAAUCAAAUAGGCUCUUUACAGAGACCAGGGGACACUAUAUGGAGCUCUCACUUCAAGUCAAUUCACAGCUUGCGAAAGAUGUUUGGUGCUACAAUUGCAGUCCUAAGGAGUAUAGCAACGGAUCGUUCCGUCUCACAAUAUUCUAGAGGAGAUGCUGCAGGAGCCCUAAAGAUAAUCAUCUCUUUUGAUUUUGUUUUUAUUCUGCACCUCAUGGAGAAAAUUAUGAAGAUAACAGAUGUCUUGUGUCAAAUACUCCAAAAGAAAUCUGUGGACAUAUUGAAUGCAUUAAAUUCUGUCUCAAACACUAAGGCGCUUAUUGGUAAGCUAAGGGAAGAUGGUUGGGAACCUCUUAUGGAGGAGGUUAAAUCUUUUUGUCUGAAGCAUGAGAUUGAUAUCCCAGAUUCGAACAACAAGUAUGUUGAUGUGACUAAGUCUCGGAACAAGCAUGAUAACACAACAACACUUCACCACUAUAAAUUAGAUGUGUUCAACGUUGCCAUAGAUCAACAAGUGGUGGAGCUCAAUAAUCGAUUUGGUGUUCAAAGUACAGAGCUUCUGACACUUUUUUCGCCCCCCUCAUAUUCAAAUCCUGGCUCCGCCCCUGGGUACAACAGUCAUAAUAGGGAGAGGUACAAGGGUAGAAAAAGGAACAAAGAGUACAUAAACAUGAUGUAA
This is a messenger RNA of Brachypodium distachyon (stiff brome), 1125 nucleotides long. RefSeq names its product zinc finger MYM-type protein 1. NCBI's taxonomy places the organism in Eukaryota, Viridiplantae, Streptophyta, Magnoliopsida, Poales, Poaceae. The transcript is spliced from 3 exons. The record is from RefSeq and is a predicted model, not a curated record. The coding region runs from base 1 to 1125 and encodes 374 amino acids.